Molecule: messenger RNA, 1884 nt
Organism: Physeter macrocephalus (sperm whale)
Lineage: Eukaryota; Metazoa; Chordata; Mammalia; Artiodactyla; Physeteridae
Product: nuclear cap-binding protein subunit 3-like
Cellular component (GO): nucleus
Molecular function (GO): RNA 7-methylguanosine cap binding; mRNA binding
Source: RefSeq, a predicted model, not a curated record
AUGGCGGCCGUACGGGGCCUGCGAGCGUCGGUGAAGGCCGAGGUCCCGGCGGGGCCGGCCUUGGGGCCCCCGUCGCCAGAAGCGGAGUCAGGUUUGGACCGCGGCGAGCCAGAGCCCAUGGAGGUGGAGGAGGGCGAGCUGGAGGUCGUGCCGGUUCGGCACUCGCGGAAGGAACUGAUCCCGGACACAAGCAGAAGAUAUGAAAACAAGGCUGGCAGCUUCAUCACUGGAAUCGAUGUCACCUCCAAGGAAGCAAUUGAAAAGAAAGAACAGCGAGCCAAGCGCUUCCAUUUUCGAUCAGAAGUACAUCUUGUCCAAAGAAAUGUAGCCUUGGACCGAGACAUGAUGAAGAAAGCAAUCCCCAAAGUGAGACUGGAGACAAUCUAUAUUUGCAGCGUAGAUGAGAUGAGUACCCAGGAUGUCUUUUCCUAUUUUAAAGAAUAUCCUCCGGCCCACGUUGAGUGGUUGGAUGAUAACCCCUGUCAUGUGGUUUGGUUGGAUGAAAUGACAGCCACACGAGCCCUUAUCAAUAUGAGUUCCCUGCCAGCCCUGGAAAAGAUAAGAAGCAGGGACGCCAAUGAGGACAAGUCAUCUGAGAAAAGUAAAAAAGACAAGCAGGAAGACAGUUCCGAUGACGAUGAGGCUGAAGAAGGAGAAGUUGAAUAUGAGAACUCAAGUGAUGUAGAGUUGGUCACGUUGUCUCAGGUAGAAGAAGCGUCUCUGCUAAGAAAUGAUCUUCGUCCAGCUAACAAACUUGCUAAAGGAAAUAGGUUAUUCAUGAGAUUUGCUACAAAAGAUGACAAAAAGGAACUCGGAGCAGCGAGAAGAAGUCAGUAUUACAUGAAAUAUGGGAAUCCAAAUUACGGAGGCAUGAAAGGAAUUCUUAGUAGUUCUUGGAAGCGAAGAUACCAUUCCCGUCGCAUUCCGCGGGACGUGAUCAAGAAGAGAGCCCUGACUGGGGACGACGUUGGCUUGACAGCCUAUGAACACCGACAUUCCGGACUAGUGAAUGUUCCUGAGGAACCCAUUGAAGAGGAGGAAGAGGAGGAGGAGGAAGAGGAGGACCAGGACAUGGAUGCUGGUGACAGGGUGGUGGUGGAGUACCACGAGGAGCUCCCGGCCCUCAAGCAGACCUGGGAGCGGAGCACAUCUAGGCGGUCCAGUGUCAGCAGCUCAGACUCGGAUGAAAUGGACUGUGAUCUAGAACUGAAAAUGAUUUCCACUCCUUCACCAAAGAAGAGCAUGAAAAUGACGAUGUAUGCUGAUGAAGUGGAAUCUCAGUUGAAAAAUAUCAGGAACUCCAUGAGGGCAGAUACUUUAUCUACAAGCAAUAUAAAAAAACAAAUUGGUAACAAAUUAACACCUGAGAAAUUUGCAGAUGUCCGACAUUUGUUAGAUGAAAAACAUUAACACACACGUCCACGGCCACCUGGCAGCAGUACUAAAACAGAUAUACGCCAGCGAUUAGGAAAAAGACCACAUUCUCUGGAAAAGCCUUUUAGUAGUAACCCAGUCGUUCGGAGAGAGCCCUUUUCUGAUGUACAUAGUAGGCUAGGUGUUCCCAGGCAAGAUGUUAAAGGCCUCUACUCUGAUACUCGGGAGAAGAAAUCAGGUAGUUUAUGGACUCGCUUAGGAUCUGCACCCAAGACCAAAGGAAAGAACACGAAGAAAGUGGAUCACAGGGCGCCCGGCACAGAGGAAGAUGACUCCGAACUGCAAAGGGCGUGGGGGGCUCUGAUUAAGGAGAAAAAACAGUCUCGCCAAAAGAAGAGCUGCUGUUACCAGCACCCUUUUCCCAAGAAAAGUCAAUUCCCAGGUGCUUAUUGGACAGCCUUCGAGGGGGAAGAUGAGGGAAGCUGCCAGCUCACCCUUCCAGGAUCCUAG